AUGUUUUCCCUAUUUUACCAUUUUGGACAGAUUACAGUCUUUCAUAUUGGGUCAGACGAACACCAGGACGUUGAUGUUGCGAUACUUACAGCUUUGUUAAAAGGCACAAACGCAUCUGCAUUUGACCAGCUUGUUCUUACACUUGCAUGGGAUAGAGUUGACAUAGCCAAAAAUCAUGUUUUUGUUUAUGGGCAACAAUGGCUGGUUGGCUCUCUGGAACAGGCUAUGUUAGAUGCCCUUGUGAUGGACAGAGUUGCAUUUGUGAAACUUCUGAUUGAAAAUGGAGUAAGCAUGCACAAAUUUCUUACAAUUCCCAGGCUGGAAGAACUUUAUAACACAGGAAAUCUUCCUCCAGGAUAUAAAAUCAACCUGAUCGAUGUGGGACUGGUUAUUGAAUAUCUGAUGGGAGGAACCUAUAGAUGCACCUAUACAAGAAAACGCUUUAGAGCUAUAUACAAUAGUCUCAGCGGGAACAAUCGGCGAUCUGGGCGAAAUCCUUCAAAUACUACUCCUCAGAUGUGUAAAAGCCAUGAGUCUUUUGGUAACAGGGCAGACAAGAAGGAAAAAAUGCGCCAUAAUCACUUCAUCAAAACAGCGCAGCCGUACAAACCAAAGAUUGACACUGGUGCAGAAGAGGGAAAAAAGAAAAGAACCAAAGAUGAAAUAGUAGACAUAGAUGAUCCAGAAACGAGACGUUUUGCUUAUCCUCUCAACGAACUGUUACUUUGGGCAGUGUUAAUGAAGAGGCAGAAGAUGGCCCUCUUCUUCUGGCAGCAUGGGGAGGAGUCCAUGGCAAAAGCCUUAGUUGCUUGCAAAGUGUAUCGUUCGAUGGCGUAUGAAGCAAAACAAAGUGACCUUGUUGAUGAUACUUCAGAAGAACUGAAACAAUAUUCCAAUGAGUUUGGUCAACUGGCAGUUGAACUGUUAGAACAGUCCUUCCGACAAGAUGAAACUAUGGCAAUGAAAUUGCUCACCUAUGAGCUUAAAAAUUGGAGCAACUCAACUUGCCUGAAGCUAGCGGUAUCAUCAAGACUUCGUCCAUUUGUAGCACAUACUUGUACACAAAUGCUGUUAUCAGAUAUGUGGAUGGGAAGGCUGAACAUGAGGAAGAAUUCAUGGUACAAAGUGAUACUGAGUAUUUUACUCCCUCCUGCUAUACUACUGUUGGAAUAUAAGACCAAGGCUGAAAUGUCACAUAUUCCUCAAUCUCAAGAUGCACAUCAGAUGGCAAUGGAUGACAGUGAAAACAACUUCCAGAAUGCAGCAGAUGAAAUACCUAUGGAGGUAUUUAAAGAAGUAAGGAUCUUGGACAGUACUCUAGAAAAGCAUGAUAUGGACACUCCAGCAAAACCUAAAAGACUUCCAAUUACACAGAAAUUUUAUGCAUUUUAUCAUGCACCUAUUGUGAAGUUUUGGUUUAAUACGUUGGCUUACUUAGGAUUCCUCAUGCUGUACACAUUUGUGGUUCUUGUAAAAAUGGAAGAAUUACCAUCUGUUCAAGAAUGGAUUGUUAUUGCUUACAUUUUCACAUCAGCAAUUGAGAAGAUUCGUGAGAUUUUUAUGUCAGAGGCUGGGAAGAUUAAUCAGAAGAUUAAAGUGUGGUUCAGUGAUUACUUCAAUAUUAGUGACACAGUUGCCAUUGUCACUUUCUUCAUUGGGUUUGCAUUACGAUUUGGAGCAAAGGGGAAUUUUGGUGAAAACACUUACAGAGAAAAUUACGUCUUUGUUGCUGGAAGAAUAACGUACUGUCUCAAUAUAAUUUUUUGGUAUGUGCGAUUACUGGAUUUUCUAGCUGUAAAUCAACAGGCUGGCCCUUAUGUUAUGAUGAUUGGGAAGAUGGUGGCCAACAUGUUUUACAUUGUGGUGAUUAUGGCACUUGUACUACUUAGUUUUGGUGUGCCCAGGAAGGCAAUAUUGUAUCCUGAUGAGGCACCGUCUUGGACUCUUGCUAGAGAUAUUGUGUUUCAUCCAUACUGGAUGAUUUUUGGUGAAGUAUAUGCGUAUGAAAUUGAUGUAUGUGCAAAUGAUUCUGAUGAAAAAGUUACUCAUCUCUGUGGCCCAGGAACAUGGUUGACCCCAUUUCUUCAAGCUGUCUACCUCUUUGUACAGUACAUAAUUAUGGUUAAUCUCCUCAUUGCAUUUUUCAACAACGUGUAUUUGCAAGUCAAGGCAAUUUCAAACAUUGUGUGGAAGUAUCAACGCUAUCAUUUCAUUAUGGCCUACCAUGAAAAACCUGUUCUGCCUCCACCACUUAUUAUUCUUAGCCACAUGGCCUCCCUGUUCUGUUGUAUAUGUAAAAGAAGAAAGACAGACAAGACUUCAGAUGGGCCAAAACUCUUUCUGACAGAAGAAGACCAAAAGAAACUUCAUGAUUUUGAAGAGCUGUGCGUUGAGAUGUAUUUCAAUGAAAAGGAUGAUAAAUUUCAUUCUGGAAGUGAAGAGAGGAUUCGAGUCACAUUUGAACGGGUGGAACAAAUGUGCAUUCAGAUAAAGGAAGUUGGUGAUCGUGUCAACUACAUAAAACGGUCAUUACAGUCUUUAGAUUCACAGAUUGGCCACCUACAGGAUCUCUCUGCUCUGACUGUGGAUACGCUGAAAACACUGACUGCACAGAAAGCUUCAGAAGCUAGCAAGGUUCAUAAUGAAAUCACACGGGAAUUGAGCAUUUCAAAACAUCUGGCACAAAACCUCAUUGAGGAUGGCUCUCUAAGAUCAUCUGUGUGGAAAAAGCACAGCAUUGGAAACGUCUUCGGUUCUUUUCCACAAGGAGGACUUGAAAGUAAUAAUGCUUUGCUCUGUAACAUUUCUAUACGUGAUGAAAAAGAAGUCCAACAUAAGACAAUUGGUCAGGAGCUAGCUCCAGUUCCCCGAAGAGAAGAAAUAAACUUUCAAGAGGCAGGUUCCUCAGGCAGUGCCUUAUUUUCAAAUGCCGUUUCUCCUCCAGAACUUCGCCAACGAAUACAGGCUGCAGAGAUCUCAAAAUCCAUUAGUAAAAGUAAAAAAUUAGGCAAUUCAUCCAACAGCAUGCCACAUGUAACAUCCCCAACAGCUAAGUUUUUUGUUAGCACUCCAUCUCGGCCCAGUUGCAAAAGUCAGCUGGAUUCCUCAGCAAAGCGUGAAGAGACUGUUUUCUCUAAGGCUACAGAAGGAGAUAAUAAUGUAGAAUUUGGUGCGUUUGUGGGUCACAGAGACAGCAUGGAGUUACAGCGGUUUAAGGAGGCAGCAAGCAAAGUUAAAGAAAGAAGUGCCGAUAUUGAGGAGCAACAGGAAGACUUCAAAAAAGCUAUAUUGGAGGGCAUAGAAACAAACAGACUUCAAGAUCUUCAAACUGACCGUGGUCUAAGACAAUCUAGUUCUUGCAGUGGGUUUACUGACCCUCUGGCAGUCCAUUCAGAGCAAUUGUACAGCAAGAGUAGAAGAGCAUCAAGUGAAGAGACUCAGCAAGCAGACUCCAAAGCAGCCUUACUGACGGAUUGGUUGCAAGGUAGACCUGCAAAUAGCAGUCAAAUGCCAUCUGAAGAAGAUGCAUUGAAUGGCAUUGCUUCUCCUUUCAAGCCUAUCAUGGAUAUCAAUUACUAUUACUCAGCUGUAGAAAGAAAUAACUUGAUGAGAUUAUCACAGAGCAUUCCAUUCACUCCUGUGCCUCCCAGAGGUGAACCAGUCACUGUGUAUCGCCUCGAAGAAAGUUCUCCCAGCAUCUUGAACAACAGCAUGUCUUCCUGGUCGCAACUAGGACUCUGUGCUAAAAUUGAAUUUUUAAGUAAAGAGGAGAUGGGAGGAGGUUUACGUCGAGCCCUUAAAGUAGUAUGCACAUGGUCAGAAUAUGAUAUCCUGAAAUCAGGACAUCUUUAUAUCAUCAAGUCUUUUCUUCCUGAAGUUGUGAAUACUUGGUCAAGCAUUUAUAAGGAGGACACUGUGUUACACUUGUGCUUGAGAGAGAUCCAACAGCAGAGGGCAGCUCAGAAGCUCACCUUUGCUUUCAAUCAAAUGAAGCCCAAAUCCAUUCCAUACUCUCCAAGGUUCCUGGAAGUUUUCCUGUUAUAUUGCCACUCUGCUGGCCAGUGGUUUGCAGUUGAAGAGUGCAUGACUGGAGAGUUUAGAAAAUACAACAACAAUAAUGGUGAUGAAAUAAUUCCAACUAACAUGCUAGAGGAGGUUAUGCUAGCUUUCAGCCAUUGGACAUAUGAGUAUACAAGAGGAGAAUUGUUGGUACUAGAUCUGCAAGGUAGUGUCCUUAUUUUGAAACUGGGGCUGGGGCCGAGGUAGAUGUAUGUGGGUUCUUCU
This is a messenger RNA of Tauraco erythrolophus (red-crested turaco), 4284 nucleotides long. The record is from RefSeq and is a predicted model, not a curated record. NCBI's taxonomy places the organism in Eukaryota, Metazoa, Chordata, Aves, Musophagiformes, Musophagidae.